ACAAUCAUCAUUUUACGCUGUUUCUUCAAAGUCAAACUGACAAAUAACUUAAGGUUUCUUGGUAUUUACGAGAAAAAAAACGCAUUUUUUCAAAAUGGUGAUCAUCCACAUAAAACAUGGCGACGAAAGUCAGUUUUUAUAUGAAACCCCCUUGGCCACACCAGUCGAUGACCUCGUAACGAAAGUGGUGGCCAUUUAUAAUGGAAGAUUGAAAAUUAACAGGGUUGGGAUGGAGAUGGAAGAGUUGGCCAAGCAUGGAACACUUUUACCACCAGAAAUUUUGGGCCUAACAGAAGACCAAGUGGACGAACUGAAGCUGAAAGACGAAUGGGGCGAUCAGUGCAUCCCUAGUGGGGGUUUUACCAUGAAUAAGGAUCCAGUUGGUAGAAGAAAUGGUAAACAACCCAAAAAAGCCAUGCAAGAGGUGUUGACCAAGGCAGUGAAAGAUGCAAAGGAAAUGGUUCAUAAAAAUUUGGUGCUUCAAGGAAAGUCCUUAACAAUGAAAGUGAUCCAGGAAGCAAUGAACAUCCUUAAAGGUGCAGUAACCAUCGUGUAUCCAAUGAAGUUGCCUCCUCACGACAUCAUACGUCAGGAGUUCGAGAAUAUCGAGGAUCUCUCAGGUACGCAAGCCUCCUUGGACAUUAUCGAUCCCACAACCGCUCAAGUAUGGUUCUGCGGUAAGGAAAUGUACAGGGAUCGGAAAACCGUUGGAGAUUACGUGGGUAAAAUUGAAAAUUGCAAGGUGAUAAUUAAGUUGACGAAGAGGGGACAAGGUGCUCCAGGCCGUGAGCCGAUCAUGUCGGAGGAGCAAAGGAAACAGCUGAUGUUGCACGCCUACAGGAGACAGGAAGAGUUGAAGAAGUUAAACGAGGACGACGAUGAUGCUUACUUGAACUCCGAGUGGGCGGAUAGUGGAAAUUUGAAGAAGUCGUUCCACGGACUUCAUAAUAUUUCUUGGAGAGCCAAAUAAGAACUUGGUCCAUUUUUUUAAUGGCUUUAUUUAAAAUAAGAAUAGUUUGAUGUAUGGAAUAAAUGAUUUAAAUGAACAA
Messenger RNA from Anthonomus grandis grandis, 1049 nucleotides. Its product is annotated as cilia- and flagella-associated protein 298. The transcript has 4 exons. Lineage: Eukaryota; Metazoa; Arthropoda; Insecta; Coleoptera; Curculionidae. The record is from RefSeq and is a predicted model, not a curated record. Gene Ontology annotation, biological process: regulation of cilium movement. Bases 95 to 970 code for a protein of 291 amino acids.